AUGUCAUUCAUUCGCCGUCGUUCUUCAAUUAACCACGCCUACUUAAUAAACAAUAUACCUAUACCAUCAGUUAGCCACAAAAAAGACCUGUAUAUUUUCUUGUCAUAUGACCUCAACUACCCUUCUUACAUUCAAUCAAUAAGCUGUAAGGCUUAUAAAACCCUGGGAUUUAUAAAACUGAUAUCAUCCGACUUUAACCUCACCUCUUCUAUUAAAGCCCUUUAUUGCUCUCUAAUACAGUCUCAGCUUGAGUACGGAUCUGUCUUAUGGGACCCCCACACGGCCUCAGACUCCGCGACCAUUGAACGAGUACAAAGGCGUUUUCUAUUCUACGCCGGUUAUGUACUAGGUAUUCCCCACUCCUUACACGAUUAUUCUCCAGUUCUCCAUGAACUUAACCUACUAACUCUGGCUGAUAGAAGAUUAAAUAGCAACUUUAAGUUCCUUCAAAAUCUUAUCGGUGGUAUUUCUGAUGCUCCAUCACUCCUCUCCCUUAUAAACUUUUGCGUCCUUCCUCGUCCUACCCGUUCUACUGCUCCGGUUUCUAUUCCUAAGCGAUCUACUAAUUACAGUCAAAAUAACCCAAUAGACAGACUAAUGCGUCUAGCUAAUAACCACUCUUCUAUUUUAUUAUACUCGUAA
This is a messenger RNA of Sipha flava (yellow sugarcane aphid), 642 nucleotides long. RefSeq lists its product as uncharacterized. The record is from RefSeq and is a predicted model, not a curated record. The transcript has a single exon. The coding region runs from base 1 to 642 and encodes 213 amino acids. Lineage: Eukaryota; Metazoa; Arthropoda; Insecta; Hemiptera; Aphididae.